Molecule: messenger RNA, 1358 nt
Organism: Zingiber officinale
Lineage: Eukaryota; Viridiplantae; Streptophyta; Magnoliopsida; Zingiberales; Zingiberaceae
Product: 12-oxophytodienoate reductase 1-like
Exons: 5
Coding region: 118-1239 (373 amino acids)
Molecular function (GO): oxidoreductase activity; FMN binding
Source: RefSeq, a predicted model, not a curated record
AAGCAAGAAAAGGGUCCGAGCAGACUAAAAGCAUAUAUAAAUAUAGGAGGAGGGCAAAGAAGAUAGCCAGAAAAAAAAACAUCUGCAUUCUUCAGUUUUCCCCAUUAAUUAAAUUUAAUGGCUGCCAUGCCUCUUCUUGAUCCCUACAAGAUGGGGAAGUUUGAUCUCUCUCACAGGAUCGUUAUGGCACCACUGACCAGAUGCAGAUCGUAUGGCAACGUUCCUCAGCCUCACGCCAUUGUUUAUUACUCCCAGAGAGCCACAAAAGGAGGCUUUCUGAUCACAGAAGCAACCGGUGUUUCCAACACCGCUCACGGAUACAAAGACAGCCCCGGUGUGUGGUCAAAGGAACAAGUAGAGGCAUGGAAGCCGAUUGUCAGUGCUGUUCAUGCCAAGGGAGCACUGUUCUUCUGCCAGAUUUGGCAUGCGGGCAGGAGUUCCAUUACUGAUUUCCAGCCUAAUGGUCAAGCUCCAAUCUCCAGCACUGAUAAACCAGUGCCGACUCAAUAUCUGCACGAUGGCAGUGUUCAGGAGUACCCUGCGCCUCGAAGAUUGACGACAGAGGAAAUCCCUCAGAUCGUGAAUGACUUCAGGCUCGCGGCAAGGAAUGCCAUCGAUGCCGGAUUCGACGGAGUGGAAAUCCACGGCGCAAAUGGCUACCUGAUCGAGCAAUUCAUGAAAGACAGCACCAACGACCGAGGCGACGAGUACGGCGGCGGCAUCGACAACCGCUGCCGCUUCGCGUUGGAUGUGGUGGAAGCCGUGGCGGAAGAGGUGGGAGGCCACCGAGUGGGGAUGCGGCUGUCGCCGUUCUUGGACUUGAUGGACUGCUGGGAUUCCGAUCCGGAGGCGCUGGGUCUCCACAUGGCGGCGAAGCUGAACGAGUUGGGGAUUCUGUACUGCCACAUGCUGGAGCCGAGAAUGGUGAAGGUGGAGGGUAGGUACCAGAUUCCGCACCGGCUGCUGCCGAUGAGGAAGGCGUUCGGGGGGACGUUCAUGGUGGCCGGCGGGUACGAUCGGGAGGAGGGGAACAAGGUUGUGGCGGAGGGGUACGCGGAUCUAGUGGUGUACGGACGGCUGUUCUUGGCGAAUCCGGACUUGCCCCGGAGAUUUGAGGUCGGUGCGGCGCUGAACAAGUACAACCGGCUCACCUUCUACACGCCGGAUCCGGUUGUUGGAUACACCGACUACCCGUUCCUGGAAACCUCAAACUUCACUCAAGAUAAUCUCGACUUGUAAAAUUUCUAGUUGAUAGAUUUUAUCAACCUGAAAUACCCUUUCAUUUUUUUUUCAAUACUCACUUGCAUCCGAAAAUGAUUGAUGAACUUAAUAAAUUCUUAAUCAAAAUAAAAUUAAUA